CAAAAAAAACACACACAUACACAAAGUACGCUUCCAAAUUGUGAAAGGAUUUGGGAACGCAAAGUCUGAACUUCCAUGUUGUCUUUUGCGUUUGUGCCGCUAAAAAGUGUUUUGAGAAUAUUUGUGUGAAUAAAGUGCUUUGUAAACUCGAAACGACCGUCAAUUUUUCCAUUUUCGAAUUAUUCAAAAGGUUUCAAAAGGUGGUGUUUGACAACUUGGAAUUAUAAACGAUCGGUACAAUGUCAGGUAUUGCGAGUGCACGAUUAGCUGAAGAAAGAAAAGCAUGGAGAAAGGAUCAUCCAUUUGGGUUUGUUGCUCGACCUACAAAGAAUCCAGAUGGCACUCUCAAUUUGAUGAGCUGGGAGUGUGCGAUACCUGGAAAAAAAUCUACUCCCUGGGAAGGAGGCCUUUACAAAUUGCGAAUGAUAUUCAAGGAUGAUUAUCCAUCGAGUCCACCAAAGUGUAAAUUUGAGCCCCCUCUCUUCCAUCCUAAUGUAUAUCCAUCCGGUACCGUGUGCUUGUCGUUAUUGGACGAAGAAAAAGACUGGAGACCAGCGAUAACGAUCAAGCAAAUCUUGCUCGGUAUUCAAGAUCUCCUGAAUGAGCCAAAUGUCAAGGAUCCUGCUCAGGCUGAAGCUUAUACAAUAUACUGUCAAAAUCGCCUAGAGUACGAGAAGAGAGUGAGAGCUCAGGCCAGAGCAAUGGCACCGCAGGAAUAAGAGUUCAUGAGCCUCGGAAUCGAGUUGCUAAAAUUAAUUUCUUCGAGAGUAACCUUUGCUCAAGCUCUCAUUUGUACACCCCAUUCUUCGCCCCGUACCCCACUAAAUAAUUUCACUCAAAUUCUCUUUUAUUACAAAAACGAGUCAAUGUUGAGGAAUCACUAAAGCAAAAAAAACAAACAAAAAAUAUAUAUAUUUCCUUAUACUUUCUUCACCGCUUUGUGCUUUCAUUUUUUCCAAUGAAAUUCUAAAAAAAUUGUCCAACUUUGGGGCUUUCCAGGGAAAUGGGGAAUUUCGAACGAGCUACAACAGCUCCUUUUUUUUACUUCUGUAACUCGUGAAAAACUUAUGAUGUUAAGAUUGCGUAUGAGAAAUUCCAGUUUGCCAUGAUCUGGAGAUUCUCGUGUCUCUGUCAGGAAACGAGUACUAAAAGUGUAAACUGUAAUUCCUAUUCGAACGAAAUGUAAUCAUUGAUAAUCCUAUAUCAUCCUAUUAGUAAUCUCAUCAACGUUAUUCGACAUAGUUUAUAAGAUUUCAAACAAAUGCAGGAAAUAUACGGAGAGGAAGAAAGGAAGAGAAAGAGAAGGAAAAUGACUUUCGUACGAUAUCAAAGUUCGCAUUUUUGAGAAGCAACAAAUUUUCAGUUUUUCUUAGUUAAUUCUUUUUUGCAAUUGAGAACUUUGAGAAUUGAUGAAUCUUGAAGUAACUAUUCAAUGAGCUUUCGAAUCAGGUUGAAUAAGAAAUGAUAAUUAAAAGCCACUAGGAUUUUAGUUUCAUUUUCAACGUUGUACUCAAUUACAAUUACAAUUCGUAACGAGAAUUACGAGGGGUGUUCGCUGCAAGAGCGUGAAAAAUGUGAUCUUAGCUUCUUCGUUUCUUCUUUUUUUUUUACGUCAAAUAGAACAAAAAUGAAAAUACCAAUAUCCUUAUUUAUAAAGAUUAGUGUUAUUGAAGAAAAGACGAACUUGAGUGAGCGCUGUAUUCGAAAAACAUGAUCAACGAAUAGAGUAAUCGCCUCAAGAGUUUCGAUAAUGUAAUCAACAGUAUGUCACGUUCGUCGUUAUAACGCUCCGAUUCCCUUUUCUUAUUUAUGCUAAUUAUUUCUACGACGUCGAUCCAGCGGAGGUGUCAAAUUUUCUGGUCCAAUAAACCUUCAUUUCCCUUAA
Molecule: messenger RNA, 1885 nt
Organism: Venturia canescens
Lineage: Eukaryota; Metazoa; Arthropoda; Insecta; Hymenoptera; Ichneumonidae
Gene: lwr
Product: lesswright
Exons: 5
Coding region: 240-719 (159 amino acids)
Biological process (GO): protein sumoylation
Cellular component (GO): nucleus
Molecular function (GO): SUMO conjugating enzyme activity
Source: RefSeq, a predicted model, not a curated record